This is a messenger RNA of Ceutorhynchus assimilis (cabbage seed weevil), 1567 nucleotides long. The record is from the annotation of a GenBank genome assembly. Lineage: Eukaryota; Metazoa; Arthropoda; Insecta; Coleoptera; Curculionidae.
GAUGACAAAACAGCUGCUAGGUUAUGACAGGUCGACGUGUAUUUUUCCGGAUUUGUAUUUACUUUUUCGUAGAAAUCUAAUUCCAACUCAAUGAAAAAAAACUAAUUAUUAAUUAAUUAUUCACCAAGAAUAAUCCUCAACAAUGUCUUCUUCCGCUAUUUAUAUACUGGAUAUCAAAGGAAAAGUCCUUAUAUCCAGAAACUAUAGGGGCGACAUCGAUCUGAGUGUAAUCGAAAAGUUUAUGCCAUUAUUAAUGGAAAAAGAGGAAGAGGGCCUGUUAACGCCUAUAUUACAGACCACCGAGUGCACCUUUGCUUACAUUAAAACCAACAAUUUGUACAUCGUGAGUACUAGUAAGAAAAACGCAAACAUUGCACUGGUUUUUGUAUUUUUACACAAAAUUGUAACAGUUAUGACGGAGUACUUUAAAGAGCUGGAAGAAGAAAGUAUCAGGGACAAUUUUGUUGUGAUUUAUGAACUUUUGGACGAGCUAAUCGAUUUCGGUUACCCGCAAACAACUGACAGUAAAAUUUUACAAGAAUACAUUACCCAGGAAGGACACAAAUUGGAAAUUCAAGUUCGUAUUCCUGUAGCUGUUACUAACGCAGUCUCCUGGCGUUCUGAAGGAAUAAAAUAUAGAAAAAAUGAAGUGUUUUUGGACGUGAUUGAAUCAGUUAAUUUGUUAGCUAACGCCAAUGGCAAUGUCUUGAGAAGCGAAAUUGUUGGUGCUAUAAAAAUGCGAGUCUACUUAUCAGGCAUGCCUGAACUAAGAUUAGGCUUAAAUGAUAAAGUUUUAUUUGAGAGCACUGGCAGGGGCAAAUCGAAAUCUGUGGAACUGGAAGAUGUUAAAUUUCAUCAAUGUGUAAGACUAUCGCGUUUUGAAAUUGAUAGGACAAUUUCAUUUAUUCCUCCUGAUGGUGAAUUCGAAUUAAUGUCGUAUAGAUUGAACACUCAUGUGAAACCUCUCAUUUGGAUUGAGUCGGUGAUUGAAAGACACGCUCAUAGCAGGGUCGAAUAUAUGAUCAAAGCCAAGUCUCAGUUUAAAAGAAGAUCUACUGCAAAUAAUGUUGAAAUUGUCAUUCCAGUUCCACAGGAUGCGGAUUCACCUAAAUUUAAGACUACUAUCGGCAGUGUUAAAUACGCACCUGAACAAAACGCCAUUACUUGGACUAUUAAAUCAUUCCCUGGAGGUAAAGAAUACUUAAUGAGAGCUCAUUUUGGCUUACCAAGUGUUGAAUGUGAAGACACAGAAGGCAAACCACCGAUUCAAGUCAAAUUUGAAAUUCCGUAUUUUACUACAUCAGGAAUUCAAGUACGCUACUUGAAAAUUAUUGAGAAAAGUGGGUAUCAAGCCUUACCUUGGGUUAGAUACAUUACACAGAAUGGAGAUUAUCAGCUCAGGACAAACUAAUAAGAACACUUUUUUUGUUGACUAUUUCUUUAUAUUUAACGAAUUAUUAUGGUUUAUAUAUUAUUAAUAUUUUGAAAUAGUUAUAUUUUUUAAUAACUAAGUAUUAGUUUAAAAAGUAUUAUUUCAAGCAUGAUUUGAUUGUUUUAAUAAAAUUCG